Molecule: messenger RNA, 705 nt
Organism: Fulmarus glacialis (Northern fulmar)
Lineage: Eukaryota; Metazoa; Chordata; Aves; Procellariiformes; Procellariidae
Product: CMP-N-acetylneuraminate-beta-galactosamide-alpha-2,3-sialyltransferase 2-like
Exons: 5
Molecular function (GO): beta-galactoside (CMP) alpha-2,3-sialyltransferase activity
Source: RefSeq, a predicted model, not a curated record
ACCCUGCAGGGUCCCCCGAGUGGCAUCCAGCUCCAGACCAUAAUUUGGCAGCUCUUCACUGUCCUCCCAGCCCCGACUGGCAGCAUGUGGGACCCAUCUCGCUGCAGGACUUGUGCAGUGGUGGGGAACUCAGGGCGGCUGAAGGGGUCCAGCCACGGGCUGCGGAUUGAUGCCCACGACUGGGUGCUGAGGAUGAACAGAGCAAAGAUCACUGGCUUUGAGCUGGAUGUUGGCAUGAGAACAACCCAUCACUUCAUGUACCCGGAGAGUGCAGUGAACCUUGGGCCCGGCGUCCACCUCGUCCUUGUCCCCUUCAAGCCACUGGACCUGCAGUGGGUGGCCAGCGCCUUUUCCACUGGAGAGAUCACGCACACAUACGUGAAAGUGAAACAGUUCAUCAAAGCUGACAGAAACAAGGUGCUGAUCCUGAGCCCAGCUUUCCUCAAGUACAUCCACGACAACUGGACGCAGCGCCACGGGCGGUACCCCUCCACCGGCUUCACAGCCCUGCUCUUCGCCUUGCACACCUGCCAGCAGGUGUCCGUGUUUGGGUUCGGAGCAGACAGUGAAGGGAACUGGCACCACUACUGGGAGAAAAAUCGCGGGUCCGGAGCCUUUCGCAGGACAAGGGUCCACGACGCUGACGUCGAAUUCAGCCUCAUUGAGAGACUGGCAGCCGAAGGCAGGAUUUUAUUCUACAAAUGA